Molecule: messenger RNA, 1727 nt
Organism: Sorex araneus (European shrew)
Lineage: Eukaryota; Metazoa; Chordata; Mammalia; Eulipotyphla; Soricidae
Gene: HEMK2
Product: N-6 adenine-specific DNA methyltransferase 1
Exons: 6
Coding region: 4-648 (214 amino acids)
Biological process (GO): methylation
Cellular component (GO): eRF1 methyltransferase complex
Molecular function (GO): S-adenosylmethionine-dependent methyltransferase activity; nucleic acid binding; protein methyltransferase activity
Source: RefSeq, a predicted model, not a curated record
AAGAUGGCGGCGCCCAGCCUGCCCACGCCGCUGCACGGGCAUGUGGGCCGGGGCGCCUUCCGCGACGUGUACGAGCCCGCGGAGGACACGUUCCUGCUGCUGGACGCGCUGGAGGCGGCGGCGCCCGAGCUCAGUGGAGUGGAAAUCUGCCUUGAAGUUGGUUCAGGGUCCGGAGUGGUGUCAGCAUUUCUGGCAUCUCUGAUUGGUCCUCAGGCUUUAUACAUGUGCACUGACAUCAACCCUGAGGCCGCAGCUUGUACCCUGGAGACAGCACGCUGUAAUCAGGUUCAUCUGCAACCCGUAAUUACGGAUUUGGUCAAAGGCUUGCUACCGAGAUUAAAGGAAAAAGUUGAUCUUCUGGUGUUUAACCCCCCUUAUGUGGUGACUCCACCUGAAGAGGUAGGAAGUCAUGGGAUAGAGGCCGCCUGGGCUGGUGGCAGACAUGGUCGAGAAGUUAUGGACAGAUUCUUCCCCCUGGCUCUGGAUCUCCUUUCACCAAGAGGCCUCUUCUACUUGGUCACCAUCAGAGAGAACAACCCAGAAGAGAUUUUGGAAGCAAUGAAGACCAAAGGUCUGCAGGGGACCACUGCCCUUUCCAGGCAAGCCGGCCGGGAGUGCCUCUCGGUCCUCAAGUUCACCAAGUCCUGACGGCCAGUGUAUGUCCUAGAUGGUGGCAGAUGGAGCAGAUAAUGUAUUCUAUUGAAUACGUACACGAGUAUAUCGAUAAGCUGACAUUGAAUGUUUUGAUUCGAUUUGGGGGCUUUGUUUUCUUGUUUUUAUUUUGGGGAUGGGGGGGCCACACACCCUGAGGUGUUCAGGACUUACUCUUGUCUCUGUGCUCAGGGAUCACUGCUAGCAGACUUGUGGGACCAAAUGGGGUACCAGGGAUCGAACCCAGGUCUGCCCCUCGCAAGGCCCUGCCUUGUGGUGCUGUCUCUCUGGCUCCUGACGAGUUGACAUUUAAUUUAAUUUGAAAUAGAAGUCAUUUCUUGGUUGAUGAAAGUGUGUUGUAAUAUAGAAAAAGAUGCAAGAGGAUUCUCUUUCACCUGGGAAUCAGGCCUACAAAAAUACUUGUAUCAAAAAACAAAUACAUAUGUGUGUGUGAGUGUGUGUAUGUAAUUGUUAUUUAUAUGUAAAAUACAAAUAAAAAAUUAAUUUCAGUAUUACCUGUUAAGGCAAAAUAAUGAAAUAAACUUAAGUGUCUCUAAAGAAGUUAAUAAAUGAUAGUACAUCCGUGAACAGAACACGAGUGACAUAUCCAGGCACUUACAUACUUGUAUCAGGUCUGUAGAUACUGAACCAGAGGGGCAUAUGAUGUAUUACCAAGUAUAAAAGAACAAUAUUAUGCUGUAAAUAUACAUAUAUUUUUAAAUUAGGUAUUAUGCUGUAUAUAUGUAUUUCUUAAAAAUCAGCGAGGUCUGUGUUAUGUGUAUUUAAGAUGAUCUCAUUAUAGUGAGGAUGGAGGAAUGUUCAAAUUUGGGGGAGGGGGUAGUAUUUGCACAGUAACAUUUGCAUGAAAUUUUCAUAUUUUUUACUGGAAAGAAUGUUUCCACAAACUGAAGUGCUCCCACCAUGGCAGAGGUGGGUGACAGGUGGGUUCCUGAGACAGUGCAGGCAGGAAGCAGUGAUGGACAGAACACUGUGAGCUUUAUAAAGCCAUCAUUAGCAGUAUUGUAAGUCACAGUGCCUCAAGGAAAACUGUAAAAUAAAAAUUUAUUUUUAAUGGU